This is a messenger RNA of Apis florea (little honeybee), 941 nucleotides long. RefSeq names its product ribosomal protein L8 (gene RpL8). Gene Ontology annotation, cellular component: cytosolic large ribosomal subunit; ribosome. NCBI's taxonomy places the organism in Eukaryota, Metazoa, Arthropoda, Insecta, Hymenoptera, Apidae. Gene Ontology annotation, molecular function: RNA binding; structural constituent of ribosome. The record is from RefSeq and is a predicted model, not a curated record. Gene Ontology annotation, biological process: cytoplasmic translation.
AUCAAAUCAAAAUUUUAGCGGGCAAACAAUGCAACCAAUAUAAAGACUUGUACAGAUCGCUCAAUUUCCGGUUAAGUCUUUCUCUAUCGGAUGUCGAUUUACUUGAUUUUAAAUCAUGGGUCGAGUAAUUCGUGCUCAACGUAAAGGAGCUGGAUCUGUCUUCAGAUCUCAUACAAAAAGGAGAAAGGGAGCACCUAAACUUCGCUCUUUGGAUUUUUCUGAAAGACAUGGAUACAUCAAAGGUGUUGUCAAGGAUAUUAUUCAUGAUCCCGGUCGUGGUGCACCAUUAGCCGUUGUUCAUUUUAGAGAUCCAUAUAAGUUUAAAACUCGUAAAGAAUUAUUUAUUGCACCAGAAGGAAUGUACACUGGACAAUUCCUUUAUUGUGGAAAAAAAGCUAAUCUUCAAAUUGGAAAUGUGAUGCCUGUUGGUCAAAUGCCUGAAGGUACCAUUGUUUGUAAUUUGGAAGAAAAAACUGGUGAUAGAGGUCGAUUGGCAAGAGCAUCAGGAAAUUAUGCUACAGUUAUAGCUCACAAUCCAGAUACAAAAAAAACCAGAGUGAAACUGCCUUCUGGUGCUAAAAAAGUUAUACCUUCUAAUAAUAGAGCAAUGGUGGGUAUUGUUGCUGGUGGUGGACGUAUUGAUAAACCAAUUCUUAAAGCUGGUCGUGCAUAUCACAAAUACAAGGCUAAGAGGAACUGUUGGCCUAAGGUUCGUGGUGUUGCUAUGAACCCUGUUGAGCAUCCACACGGUGGUGGUAAUCAUCAACAUAUUGGUAAAGCAUCUACAGUUAAACGUGGAACUAGCGCUGGUCGUAAGAUUGGUCUUAUUGCUGCGCGUCGUACAGGAAGAAUCCGAGGUGGAAAAACCGAUACUAAGAAAGACGAUUAGACAAAAUGUUGAUUAAAUUCUGGAUCUUGUACAAUAAAACAUUUAAAAAAAA